CUGUUUCCAAAAUUAGGAAAAAUAAUAAUAAAGGCGGAGUUACAGGGCUAAACACAUCAAAAAUACAUUGAUAUUUUCACAAUAUUUAUAUAUUUGCGAUGUCGGCCAAAUCAUGUACUAAGAUCAUAAGUAGUGGUCAGCUAAUCAUAAGCAAACAGGUGCUCUGUAACCUGAUUGAAUUCACACUAACAUUAUACCAUUAUUCAAGAGCAGAGGAGGAUUGUGAAACGAGCCCAAAUCAUUGCUCUGCGAGAUGAAGGCCUUUCCAUUCGAGCAAUAGCUAGUCGCAUGGCCAUAUCAGCAACAACUGUCAACAAAUGGAUCAAGCGGCAUCAGGAAACUGGAUUACUUACAAGUUUACAUAGAAGACCGCGUCCCCGCGUAACCUCACGGGAGGAAGACGAGGCCAUCAUACGAGCGGUCGAAGAAAACCCGUAUACGAACGCCACAAGGUUAAGGAAAACGCUCCAGUUAAAUGUAAGCCCUGAAACUGUCCGUAGACGGUUACACGAAAGUGGAGUGUAUCAGCUGAUCCCUUCCAGGAAGGAACAGGCGAAUCAGCACCACACAGGUAGACAGUGCAUUAUCUGUCGACAUUCCGGAGUGCGGCUGGAAUUCCAUAGCAGUUUCUUAGAUGAAGAAAAUGUUCAGCAUGAAACACGGGAAGAUACACUUGAGAAGAUGUGAACGUGACACAAGGCCGCUGUGGAUAUAUGAUUGAUAAACAAGGUUGAUGGAGUAGCUAGUAAAUAAAAUUUAAUAUAUU
Messenger RNA from Penaeus monodon (black tiger shrimp), 766 nucleotides. RefSeq lists its product as uncharacterized. Bases 289 to 687 code for a protein of 132 amino acids. The transcript is spliced from 3 exons. NCBI's taxonomy places the organism in Eukaryota, Metazoa, Arthropoda, Malacostraca, Decapoda, Penaeidae. The record is from RefSeq and is a predicted model, not a curated record.